This is a messenger RNA of Arctia plantaginis, 879 nucleotides long. The record is from the annotation of a GenBank genome assembly. NCBI's taxonomy places the organism in Eukaryota, Metazoa, Arthropoda, Insecta, Lepidoptera, Erebidae.
AUGACACAACAGAAGAAGAUGAAAAUAAAAAAAAUUAAAGCUGAAUUAAGUAAAGAAUUUUCUUUCCUUAAAAAUGUGUUCUCAGUUACAUCAUUACCGCAACAAAUGAAAGGUGAUGAUGAAGAUAAUAUGGAUAUAGAAAUUGUAAAGGGAAGCCAGGAAAAUGCUGAAGAAACUGAAGGUCCGAAACGUGCACGUAGUAUAGCUGAACUGGAAGAUAAGUUAGAAAAAAUCAAAUCUCAAAAUAAAUUCAGUUUCAGAAAUAAAUUACAGAAAAAAAGUUUGAGUAGUAAAUUAAAUAAGAAGAUUAAGAAAAGAGAAAGAAUCAACAAAACUAAACUAAAACCUACUGUAGAUAGACCAUUUUCUGAAAUGACAAAUCAACAGAAAAAAGUGGAAGAAAAACCUAAUAUAAAUAUUGCCAAACCUGUUUUUAAUAAUGAAGGCAAACUUGUUUUUUCUAAAUUUGAUUUUGCAAAUGUAGGCAAAAAAGAGAAAAUAAACAAAGGUGAAAAAGACCCCAAAAAGAUAUUAGAAAAUCUUAAACAGCAAGAAGAGAAAAUCAAGCAUUUAGAAGAAAAAGAAGAUGGUGGGACUGCCAAAAUUAUAAGGGAUAAAAUUGCAUGGAAAAAUGUUCUGCAAAAGGCUGAAGGCCAAAAAGUGAAAGAUGAUCCUACAUUACUAAAAAAAACUAUUAAAAAAAUGGAACAAAAGAAGAAGCAAAGUAAAAAACAGUGGGAUAAUAGAGUACAGGGUGUUGAACAAAAGAAAGAAGAAAAGCAAAAGAAAAGAAAAGAAAAUAUUGCCAAGAAGAAAAAGGAAAAGAAGAGUAAAUUAAUAAAGCAAUCAGUAAAAAGAGGACGAGUUGUAAUUAAGUAG